AUGAUCGAGGACCUGCGGGUCAAAAAGACAGAGUUGGCUCGAUCCUACAAGGAGAUCGAGAGGGCCAACACCGACCUGGUUGGUGAGAACACGACUCUCGAGGAGAAGAUCCAUGGGCUUAAGGAUGAUCUACUUGCCGCCCAGGUCGACGUCCAAUCUUGGAAGGCUCAGCUCGAGGGGGAGGUCACCUUGACUGGUCGACUAAGGACGGCGAUCAACAACCUCUCGACCUCCUGGGAGCUAGAGCCUGCGAAUGAGGCGGGGGAGGCUGCUCGAGGCGAUGCCCUGGGGACGAUCGACGCCCGAUCCUCUAGGCCUCCGGUGGAGGAUGACGCCGAGCGCAAGAAAAGGCGUGCCUCCACGGAGAAGCAUAAGUCCGCAAAGGACGCAGAGAAGAAGAAGGAAAAGAAGAAGAACCUCGAGCGGCAAGCGCUCGAGGAACGUCGAGCCAAGUCGAGGCACGAGUGGGUCGUCCUUCCUGUAGGGUUGAAGAGGCCAUUAGAGCAGGCCCAACCCUCGAUGGCUAAGAGGCUCAAAGUGGGGGCAAGCUCCAAGGAUCUGGGUUCUCCCGACCCUCGACCGCCCACUGGAGAUGACAAGACCCCACCUCGAUUGUCGGAGGGGGGUGGUGGUUCUGGAAGCGUCUUGCCAUCCCCUGGACAAGGCGAGACGACUCACCUACAAGGUCAGGAGGGAGCCCCCGAGCCGCCCAAGUCGGGGGAGCGGUGGCAGCAGCAGCAAGAGCAGGAGGCACAAGUGCAGCAGCAGCAAGAGGCGCAGGUGCAGCUUGAGGAGCAAUUGGAGCAGCAUCGGCAACAAGAGCUGCCGGAGCUUCAACUGCAGCAGCAGCUGGAGGAGCUGCUCGAGCAGCAGUAA
Messenger RNA from Sorghum bicolor (sorghum), 876 nucleotides. RefSeq lists its product as uncharacterized. Lineage: Eukaryota; Viridiplantae; Streptophyta; Magnoliopsida; Poales; Poaceae. The record is from RefSeq and is a predicted model, not a curated record. The coding region runs from base 1 to 876 and encodes 291 amino acids. The transcript is spliced from 6 exons.